AUGGCAAACAACUCUCCAAGAAGAUAUUCCAGCUCCCAUGGAAUGGUAUUCCUCCGCAACAUUCCGGAGUUCUGGUUUGUUCAGGUGGAACUCGAUCCAGCUGUGGAACACCGGUUCUGCGAGUACGAAGAUGCUGUGAACCAAGGCAAAGCCAUAUUGACAAGAAGAGAUAACAGAGACAGUCCAGGUGUAUUUGCAGUCGAGUAUACCAUAAAAAACCGCGGAGAACUUUUCGACGGUCAAUAUGCAGGCGCAGACGCUCAGGAAAUCUUGCUAGAGGAGAUUGACAAGGCAAGGCUUGAGAGCCAGAGAUUACCACACACCAAACCCGCUCUUCACCCACGAUGA
Aspergillus pseudotamarii is the source of this 348-nucleotide messenger RNA. RefSeq lists its product as uncharacterized. The coding region runs from base 1 to 348 and encodes 115 amino acids. The record is from RefSeq and is a predicted model, not a curated record. Lineage: Eukaryota; Fungi; Ascomycota; Eurotiomycetes; Eurotiales; Aspergillaceae. The transcript has a single exon.